Protomyces lactucae-debilis is the source of this 4797-nucleotide messenger RNA. RefSeq lists its product as uncharacterized. Gene Ontology annotation, biological process: regulation of cell shape. Bases 116 to 4729 code for a protein of 1537 amino acids. Gene Ontology annotation, molecular function: protein binding. The record is from RefSeq and is a predicted model, not a curated record. Lineage: Eukaryota; Fungi; Ascomycota; Taphrinomycetes; Taphrinales; Protomycetaceae. The transcript has 2 exons.
CAACAGCGAGCCACAAGCAGCAACGACAGCAAGCACGCCCACAGGCACACGGCCCAGGCAGAGAUAUGCCUCUAUAAGCAUCUAUAUACACUAAGCAACUUCCCUUCUUUGUCUCAUGGCAUCUCUAUUCAAGUCCAAGAAGAAGGGCCAAACAGCAGGCGGCAGCGCACAAACCCCGUCGCCCGUGGGCUCCAUGGACCGCCUGCAAGGCAACUACAACGCAGCAGCGAACCAUUCGCCGCUCGCCAAUACGAGUGAACCAAGACGCGAGCGGUUGCAAAGUGGUAGCGGACACCUACCGAAACCCUUUGGCAGUAGCGCGCUCGUCAAUGGUCAAAGCAACAAUGCAGGGACUGCCAACGCGACACAAACACCGCAAUAUCCAUGGUCGUCUCGUAAAUUGAGUAAUCUCAACCCUUUCCCACGUUAUGGACACGCGACCAAUGCGCUGGCAGGCAAGGAAGGUGGUAUUUACAUUUUCGGCGGUCUUGUCAAGGAGCAUGCCAAGGCUGACUUGUGGAUCAUUGAGACGGCUGGGUUGCAGGCGUCACAGGUCGCAACAACAGGAGAUAGACCCUCACCGCGGGUCGGCCAUGCUGCGCUGCUAGUUGGCAAUGCAUUCAUCGUCUUUGGAGGCGAUACGAAGCAGAAUGGAGAUAACGCCGGUGGUGACAACGAUGAAAACCUAUAUCUGCUCAACACAUCCACUAAGCUUUGGUCUGUCGCCAAUGUCACGGGUGCGCGGCCGUCUGGGCGCUAUGGGCAUACACUCAACAUGCUAGGUCCCAAAGUGCUCGUCUUCGGUGGGCAAGUAGACGGAUUUUUCUUUAACGACCUUGUCGCAUUUGAUCUCAACACCCUCAACCAUGCGAAUCCGCGUUGGGAACUCAUCACACCCGUCGAAGGCAGCGAACCGCCGUCCAGCAGAACCAAUCACAUUGCCGUCACGCACCUCGAUAAACUUUAUGUCUUUGGUGGUACCAAUGGCGUGGAAUGGUAUAACGACAUUUGGCGCUUCGAUCCACUCACGCGCAUCUGGACACUGUUGAAAUGCUCUGGCUUUGUACCGCAACCGCGUGAGGGUCAUGCUGCUUCUCUUGUUGGCGAUGUUAUUUACGUUUUUGGUGGCCGCGACAUGGAAGGUAACGAUCUCGGCGAUCUAGCAGCUUUCAAAAUCUCUACAAGCCGCUGGUUUACAUUCCAAAAUAUGGGAGCCGGUCCAAGUCCUCGUUCAGGGCAUGCUUUAUCAACAGUCGACAAGCGUAUCUUUGUUGUGGGUGGCGAAGGUGCCAGUGUGCGUGGUGAUGAGCAAAUGGCGUAUAUCCUCGACACCACGAAGAUUCGCUAUCCGGCAGACCCCAAAGCGCCCGCGCCUGAUUCGCAGCUGCAAACGAGUUCGAAUGGAGCGCCAGAUUCACAGUAUAGUGAGCCGCCUGCACAGUAUCCACGAAGUGAAGCACCAGCGUAUCCGCGCAGUGACAAAGAAUCAUCAAGCAAUACGAUUCGUUCCGUCUCUGGACAAAGUAUCACCUCAACAAGUCGCUUGCCCUCCAUUGGUGCGCCCCAGAAUGCCUCAUCGGGUAUUGCUAGACCGUCGACGAGAGAUAUGCCUCAGUUGCAAUCAACGCGGCGUCGUGUUUCAAACGUACCAUCACCCAAUGCCAAUCUGCUGCAAUCAAGUGUCAUGCGGCCAAGUACGGCGAACACUGCGCGGAACGUCUCACAACCGAACCCGAGCGGCUUUAGGCAAGCGUCACAUGGCUCUAUGCGGGCCUACUACGGCAAUGGCUCACAACUGCUUGAUGAGAAUCGUCAGCCGGUGAAACGGUCAGGCAGCUUGGACAGCUUGAUGGAUCACACAGACAAACGAUCUUCCAAUACACCUACGAGGUUGUUGAGUGAGCGACAGGUGGGCAAUCAACAAGAGACUUUGCUACCACGGCAAUUGACUAAGAUGUCAUCCAUGGAUUCCAUCAAGCAAGAUCGAAACAUGGCACCACUGCAACCGCCGCCGCGUCUCACUGUGGAUACGCGCGCAAGACAGCUUGUCACACCUCUUGACAUGAAUGAAAAUGUCGUUCGUCCGCACAGAGAAGCCAUCAAGGAUAGUCCAGAAACUGUGCUUGCACCACCUCUGCGGCACAAAGCGUCUCUAGACCAACUAGACAGCCUCAAUGGUGCACCACUCGCGUCUGCAACUUCAGCAGUCUCCACCAUGGAGUUGCGUUCAAAAAUUGCAUGGCUGCAAGCAGAACUUGGUCUGGCUCGUCGACAAGGUUAUGUUCCCAGAGAAGAUGCUGAGCAAAUUUCAGAAAGUCAGCCAGAACCCUCUCCAGAGCUACUCGCCGUGUAUUCGCAAAUAUCAAAUGUUAAGGAAGAGCUCGAAGCUGCCAAAUCCGCAGUUCAAAGUCAAGUGGCGCAGCUUCAAAGUGAACGCGACGUUGCACUACGAGAAGCUGCGUUUGAACGAGCGCGCAAUGUAGCGCUUCUACAUGGCAAUACGGACAUGUUGUCGUCUCUUGAGCAUACGCGCUGCAAUGAUCUGGAGGAACGUCUUGGCCAGGCUGUGUGGCAACAUACUCAAGUUCAGCGUGAAAUCGAUGGCCUAAGACGAGAACUGGCCGCGAAGGAAGUUGCUCAUGAAGAGCACAGCGCGACCCUCGCUUCUCAUGCUGAAGCGUUGACGGGCUAUGAGAGUCGAUAUGCUGAAUUAUUGGAGCAGCACGAAUCAUUACAGCAAACGCAUACAGGUCUCUUGACAGACCUUGAACAACAUCGGCAUCGUGCCGUCACUGCCGAAUCCACCUUGUCGCAGCGGUCCGUGGAUGCAGACAAGUUGCGAGAUUUGGAGCAGCGGCAUACACAACACCUAGCAGUCGUUGAGCAGACGCAACUUGCAGUCGAGCGUGCUACGAUGCAAGCGAAAGCGGCCGAAGAAGCACUCGAGAAGGAGAGAGCGGAUGCACUUGAUUUGCGACAACAGCUGGCAGUCAUGCAAGGCGAGCUUGCCAAAGUCAAGGCGGAGGCAGAGGCGCAUGUCACGCACAAGGAAACAUUACAGCGAGACUUGGCUGCUGCGCGUGAAGAUUCUGAAGUGACACGCAAGAGUCUUGCAUCUGGCUUGACGGAUCUUGUAACACGAGCACGCAACUUUGGACCGCAUGAUGAUCCAACGCUUUUCAAGAGUCAAGUGGAGAAUAUGUCGCGUGAUCUUGACGCGACGCGUGCGUUGCACGAGACUGCACGACAACAAUCGGAAUCGCAUGUUGCAGACUUGACUCGUGCAAGGGACCAAAUUGCAAAACUCGAACGUGAGUCGCGGGAAAAUCAGAGACUUCGACUUGCUGCACAACGACAGCUUGCUCAAUUACAGCGCGAGACUUCGGCCCUCGAAGCCAAGCAUACUGCUGCUGAGAAUCAAGUCAAGGAGAAGCACACACAGCUAGAGGAAACACAAAUGCGAUUGAUGACUUUGCAGCAGCUGAUACAAGAAAAGGCGACAAACUCGGAGGAAUCUAUCGUUCGACAAAACUCAACGGAAAAGCGGCGUUCACGUAUGCUGACUUCACCGUCUUCGUUGCGUGGGUCUGGCGGUUCUGCAACGCCAGAUACAUCGCGCUUGCGCGAGGUGGAACAGCGUCUGGCAGAGGCCGUGUCACUACAAAAGGAGAUGCAGCAAUCUCAUGACAAGGCUGUUGCGGAGUCCAAAGUAUUGGCACAAAGGCAUACUGAGUCCGUUGCGCGACAGCAAGAGGCUGAAGCACGAAGUAUUCGUUUGGAGCAGGAGCUUGCAAGAUCCGGCUCUGCUGCUGGGUCACAAGUUGAUGAUGCUUCUACCGAAUUACGAGGUCCUUCUACUUCAGCGAAUGAGCUGAGUGCCGUUGCACGGCGUGCAUCCGUGCGUCAAUCGUCUCUACCAAAAGAAGUAACACUAGCGCAAGCACGCGCACAAGAAGCCGAAAGGCAGCUUGCAGAGUCGACGCAAAAUUAUAAGGAUCGUUUGAGUCAACUUGAGGCUGAUUAUCAAUCUGCCGUGCAUUAUGUCAAGGGAACUGAAAAGAUGCUGCGACGAAUGAAGGAGGAGCUUGGCAAGUACAAGUCUGCAAAUGCGCGUCUGCAGGCGCAGCUUGAUGAGAAAUCGACGAAUGGCGGCGCAGAGCAUGGAGAGCGUGGGCUAGGUGGUGCUGAUGCUGCGCCGGGAGUUGCGGAACUUGAAGCUCAGCUCAAGAGCAUUACUCAUGAGCGUAUUUUGAUGAGCACAGAGCUGGAACAGUCAAAAGCUGCCUUUGAAACGCAACUAUCAUCGCACCGAUCCAAGAUUCAGGACCUGGAAGCUCAAUUGACCAAGCACCGAGACUCGGCAAGCGAUCCAAGGUUGGUCAAGCAGAUGGAGCAAGAGUUGGAAGACACCAAGCUUGCCAAUCAGAAGCUGGAUUUCGAGAACCGUGACCUGGAGCGUCGAAUGAAGGAGGCUGAGAAGAAAGUAUCGCUGCUGCUGGAUCAAUUUGAGCAAAAAGUGGACACAUACAGGCGCAGCAUUAUUGUUACGUCGCCUGCUUCUCCUGAGCAUGAAGAUUCGCCGGCUCUGGACAGCAAGGCGAGGACCUCGUCAGCGCUGGAUUUGCUGGCAAAUGAGUUGGACCAGCUUCGGUCGCAUUGGCAGCAGCAACAGGCUGUGCGAAGUGCAGCGACUGUUGCCGAUGAAAAGGAGCAUGGGCAUCCUAAAUAACCUUCUGCCGUGUAGACUAUUGUGUAGUACCUGGUGUUUGCAGCUGGACACUGUAGUGUCGAUUCCUG